Molecule: messenger RNA, 4969 nt
Organism: Bombus terrestris (buff-tailed bumblebee)
Lineage: Eukaryota; Metazoa; Arthropoda; Insecta; Hymenoptera; Apidae
Gene: zyd
Product: sodium/potassium/calcium exchanger 4
Exons: 8
Coding region: 2529-3737 (402 amino acids)
Biological process (GO): intracellular calcium ion homeostasis; calcium ion transmembrane transport
Cellular component (GO): membrane
Molecular function (GO): calcium channel activity; calcium, potassium:sodium antiporter activity
Source: RefSeq, a predicted model, not a curated record
AUAAUGGAAAAAGGGGCGACUUCGCCGAUUUCAAAGUCCUUGAAAUAUAUUAACCAGAUCAAUAUUCUAAACCACUAUUUCCUAUACAUACAUAUAAUCAUCGUUCGGCAUUACUUUUCAAGAUAUUCGCCAAAAGCUUGAAUUAAAUUUAGAUUAUGAUUACACUCUAUACUGGAAUAAACGACCGUAUUUUUAUAUAGCCCAACCUAAACUUAACGCAUUGAUGAAAGGAAACCAUUUGUAAUAUUAUAUAAAUAGAAAAGGAAAAUCAAUGUGUUAUAGGUUGGGUCAGAGUAGUAUCCGGCCGCCAUUAGGCGUGAAAUAAUCCUCGAUGAAUUGAUUGAUAUACGGAAUGUUGCACUUAUUUCAGAAUUUUCGAUUGAUCAAAAAUUUAAUAAAUAUUUCAAUAUAACAUACGUAUCUACUUCCAUUGAAAAAUUGUUUACGAAACAAACAUUUAUAAAACAAGUUUGUUAAAUAAUGCAUAUAGUAUUAAACAUAAAUUGCUUUACACAUAACCUGAAAACUAAAGCCGAACAGCGCAGCGGUUAUAUGUAUAGGAAAAAGUUCUCCAGAAUGUUCACCUUGACAACAUAUUUGAAGGUCAUUGAAAUCCGUAAAUUCGCUCUUAUUUCCAAUAUUUACUGAAAAAGAACAUUUUUUCCUUUCGUUAUACAACCAUUGCUAUGAAAUACCGUUGUCGCAUGCAUCGCAUAUUUUAAUGAAAUUUACGAAAAAAGAUCGAUGAGAGGGAAUAUAAAACUUUCAAUUUGCCUGCCAUUUCAUUUAUUCGGAAUGUGUUGGAAUAUGACAAGGAACAAUGAUAUACAAGUGCAACUUUGUUAUAGGGAGAUUAUUAUGUUGUAAAAAUAUUGUUAGGUACAAUUAAGGUUAAAUGAAUUUUGUAUCGAAACUUGAGAAAUGAAUGUACGAAAUGAAUCAAAGAGGAUAGGUAAAUCAACAUCGAAUUAUCGGGAAAAUCAAAGUUUAACAAACUACGGCUAAUAACUAUAACUUGUUGAAAAGACGCUAGAUGAAAGCCGAGAAAUAUAAUAAAAUUUAGUGAAACAUCAGACAUUUCUCACGAUUUACUUAUAUAACGAAAAAUUUUGUUGCGAGAGAUAUUUAUUAGCCCUUGUACAUAGUAUCCGUCAAAACUAAUGCUCAUCGAUAUUUCAUUUACUUAUAGUUAUUGAUAAAUUGGAGCAUUAAACGAAUCUAUCGUUGAAAAUAGAAAUAGUUUUCCACAAUUUUCUUAUUUUUGCUAUUUUCGUCCACUCAUCCGUAACGAAAAAUGUGCAUAUGCAUGUGUUUAUUUCCGUCUAUUUACGUACAUGUGUACCUACAUAAAUGUCGUAGUAAAAGUUGAAAAGAAGAUACCAAAUAAAUGACAAAGAUACGAUUCGAUGAUAAAGCUAGAGAGUCGCGAGUGAACAAUUGUAGCGAUCAUUUCUGAUCUGCCAUAUCCAAGAGAGUUAUUUGUCUUUGAGUGCGCGUGGGAAUGGUUUUCAUCGAGUAACUUAUGAAACCGAGCAAGCAAAUGCCUCGUAAACUAUGACACGAACGGUUAUUUGAAAUUUGUGUACUAUUCUAUGUUCCAGCUUACUUUUAAAUAUAUAUAGAUUGAUACGUGUCUACGAUAAAAUAUUGCAUCGUAUCAUUUGUCACAAUUAUCUACGUGUUUAUAUAUUACAUAUGUAUGUUUUGCCUUCGAACUUAUUUGCCAGUUUAGAAUACAAGUUCUGAAAAUGAAUUCGAAUGUUGCAAUUAAUACGUAUGUAUACAAAAUCGGCAGGCGUGUCGCUUAUUUAUUUUCGAAUAGUAUAUUGGAAACCGCGUCGUUACGAUGAUCAUUGUCGCCACUAGGUCAUGGUUAGGUGAUUAUGAAUGAAAUUGAAUUUUUAAGUAAAACAUCUUUCCGGGAAAAGAGAUUCAACGGGUGAACAUCGAAGGUCAAUGAACCGAUUAUAUUUGUGAUCAUCGUGACUAGAACGAAUGCAAACCAAUUAUCUGGGUUCGUAAUCACAUUUGUGGAGCGUGUAUUUGACGUUUCUAUCCAAGUAUGCAAGGUCGUCGCUACUUAUGUAAUAGAUUAACCAAAAUCGAAUGCCAAUAGAAUGUAAGCAAACACGAUCGUUUUACUGUAUACACAUACAUCCGGUAUCUUUAAACAAUGAAGAUUUAUUAAGUGAUCGAAAAAAUCGACGAGAAACAUAAUGGACGUGAAAUAAAUAUAAUGGGAUUAAGAGCAAGAAAUGGCAAGCAAGAAUUCUAUGAUAACGCCGCGUCGCUCUUCUUUCUUGUAAUGCGGCCGUUUCCUCCUUCAAUAUGAUACAACAAAUAUAGGUAUAAAUUGUACACCUCCAGCGAUAGAAGACUUUCCACACGACCUUUUCGACGAGAAACAGAGGCAGGGCGGAGCUGUCGUCGUGCACGUAAUCGUUUCGCUUUACCUGUUUAUCGCGUUAGCGGUAGUGUGUGAUAAAUUUUUCGUUCCCGCAGUAGAAAAGAUAUGUCACGCACUUUCAAUGUCCAAGGACGUGGCAGGUGCUACCUUUAUGGCCGCAGCAACGUCGGCGCCGGAACUGUUCGUAAACGCAAUCGGCACGUUCAUCACCGAAGGUGACAUCGGUGUCGGAACAAUAGUAGGCUCGGCUGUAUUCAAUAUUCUCGCGGUACCGGCUUGCUGCGGUAUAGGUGCUGGGAUGGUAGUUCCUCUUGACUGGUGGCCAGUUAGCAGAGACUGCCUCGCCUACGGCGUUACGGUUGCCAUUCUGAUAUGUAUCAUACACGACGAACGAGUAGAAUGGUACGAAGCGUUAACGCUAGUGUUAUUGUACAUCGUAUACAUCGCCGUCAUGUAUUGGGACAAAUCGUUUCAGCGAUGCACGCGAUUCCGUACGCAUAAUGCUGAUCGAUCGUCAACGGAUGAUCACCGACACGCGACAGAAGGCAGCACAGAAAUUCACAUGGCAAGAUCCGACAAAGUACAAUCGGCCGUUGAACAAACUGAACAUAUAGAUCUACCAUUGCAAAAUGGAGGAACGAAACCUCAAGAAGAGAAUCCCGACCCUAAUUAUGAAUACGAAUUAUUGGUUUGGCCGACACGAGCUGGGUGGAUAAGAAAAACAGCAUGGAUUAUGACUUGGCCGAUUCAUUUAAUUUUCAUGUGUACUAUUCCGGAUUGUGAAAAGCCACGAUUCAAGAAUUGGUUUCCGAUAACGUUCCUUAUGUGCAUCAUUUGGAUUGGAUCGUUGAGCUAUGUGGUCGCAUGGAUGAUCACUAUAAUUGGAGACACUCUGAAAAUACCGGAUUCCGUGAUGGGCAUUACUUUCCUGGCUGCUGGUACCAGCGUACCAGAGGCUGUAUCAAGCGUAAUAGUGGCAAAGCAAGGACACGGCUCGAUGGGUAUUAGCAACUCGAUCGGAUCAAACACUUUUGACAUAUUGUUGUGUUUGGGUCUACCGUGGCUAAUUAAAUCUUCGUUUUCACCAACACAACCAGGAAAACAUUACAUCAGUAUAAAUUCUGGUGGGCUCGAGUACAGUGCCAUAUCACUGUUAUCGACACUAAUGUUACUCUACAUUGCUUUUGCUUCGAAUAAGUUUCAGCUUGAUAGAAAAGUUGGUCGAGCCUGUUUAUGUAUGUAUGCCGUAUUUCUGAUAUUAGCCUCGUUGAUAGAACUCAAUGUAUUCUUCAGGGUAAACUUGCCCACGUGCCAGAGGACGGUCAAGUGAUCCGAAAUCGAAAGUAGAGUUGCUUAAUGAUAUUUCAUACGGUGUUUACUCUGAUCCUCGUACGUUCUCCCGAACUUACGAAAAACAUUGUGAACCGAAGAACGCUGUUUUACAUUAUACGAAACUAUUUCUUCUCCCGUCUCGUUUUUCGACGAGAUCGUCCUUCACCCCGAGGCUCCGUUACUCCAUGGCAUUCUUUCCUUCGUAAUCCAUCCAUAAUCCCUCUCUCUUUUUCUUUUUCGCCUUUUUUCUGUCCUUUUUUCACAUCAAAUCAUCACAUACUCGAUCACCCUUUGACUUCUCUAUUGCGAUCAAACUUUAUCGUUUCCAUCUCUCCAACUCUUUCUCUCGCGCUAUCGUCUAAUUAUUCCGCUUACCACGAACAACAUGUAAUUUUUAACGUGAUUUAGGGACAUAAACAGUAAACGAAAAAAAGAAGAAAACAAGGAAAUUUCGUCCUCUGGUAAAAGAAUAAGAAAGAGUUUGUCAUUCAUGCGAGUGCAGGAUCUGAACGUUGAAGCGUACUCACGUAUUCGUAAUGAUAGAAAAUGUUGGUAACAAUGAUUAAACGAGUAAAUGGAAUUAGGAAACAAAAUAUUGUUAAAAUAAUAAAUAAAUAAGGUCGUAAUAAGAUGUCGGUGAAAAGAAUUGGAUUACAAAGUAAAGCGAAAGAAGCUAGAGACAAACGAAGAUUAAGAAAUCAACAAAAGUACGAAGUACAUAUAACGAACACGUAUGUAACAUCGUAUAUAUGUAUAUUCAUAUAUAUACACACAUAUAUAUAUAUAUAUAUAUGAAUGAAGUAUGCAUAUGUUCGUGCAUGCGUGUGUGCGCGCGCGCGUGUGUGUGUGUGUGUAAUGUAUGUAUGUAUGUAUGUAUAUAAUAUAUGUAUAUACAGUAGAUCGAUAGCGUAGAAAAGACUGCCGCUUUUAUAAAUGUUUCAUUUCGAGAAAUACAGCACAUACAUCAAACGAAUAUGAAUACGUAUAUUGGGUAGCUAAUAUGUCCGAUUAAAUAAAGUUUCGAUAAUCGGUUAUCAUUGCGGAACACCAUGAUAAUCGGUUAUCGGAACGGGGGAAUUACGAAAGUCUCGAUAAUUGCGCGCCAAGAUUGACAUCACGUUUAUUGGUAAAAUACAUUGACAUGUACUGAAAUUCGCCGCAGGGUGUAUAUUUAAGUAAUCUAAGAACUUAACGAGAUUAAUAAAGUACUGUAAUAAGUUAUUAAAAAGA